GGUUGGGUGUGAUUCGCUAUGCCCCAGCGUUCUCCUCCUCGGGAACACUUCCACUGAUUCAUCCUUCCUCCAGCGGAUCGGCGGGAACGUCCAGGAUGAAGAAAUUCAGUCUGACCAUCAGAAAGUCGUUAAACAUCAAAGGGAAGGACGAGCCCGAGUACGCCGUGUCUCAGCCGGACCUGUCGGCCAGUUUCUCGGCCGAACACUCGCUCUACGGCGGCUGCUACGGCAAGGAGAUCGUCGCCGCCGACCCGGACGCCGAGAACCCGAAAGCGGCCAAGGGCCGGUCCAAGAGCGAGGGGCUGAUGGGAACUCUGAAGCGCAGGCUGUCGACGAAGCAGAAGCCCAAGGUGAAGACGAGCUCUCCGUCCGUGUGUUCCAUAGACGACGACGCUUUCUCCUCCUCGUCUGAGCCCAUCACGUUCCGCGACCUGAAGUCUCAGCACUCGUCCCGCUCCAGCCAUCACUACAGCCCCACGCCGUGGCCCCUGAGGGCCACCAACUCAGAGCUCAAAAUGGACAAGGUGAAGAUCCAGGCCGACGAUUCGGCCUCGUCCCUGAAGAACUUCCUGGAGCUGCGGCGGGACGUGAUCUUCCCCGAUUCCGGGAGUCCCGAGACUCGGAACGGGGAUUUAAACCUGCACAUGGACGAUCACGUGCCCGUGGUCCUCGGACUCUCGGCUCAGGACUAUAUUCAGUACACCAUGCCUUUAGACGACGGACUUUUCUCCGAGGAGGACCAGCCUCGCUCCUUCUCUUUAGACGGGACGUCCCCGAUGGAGGUGUUGGCUCAGAACGAUGACGAGUCCAUGGUGAACGACCUCCUGUCGCCCGACAUCUUCAUGGAACCGUCCGUCAGCCGGCUGCUCCUGAACGACGUCCUGCUGCAGAGCUCGGCGCUCGAACCCUCGCUCUCGCCCCUGCUGCCCCCGCUCCCGCCCAGCCUGUCCAGCUUCGCCUCCACCCAGGUGUCCAGAUCGGUCCUGGAACAUCUGAGCUUCGAUCCGAACACGGCGCCGGGCGUGCAGCGCGUCUACGACGCCGUCCAGAGCAACGGACCCACGGUGGUGACCAGCCUGACGGCCGAGCUGAAGAAGCUGGCCAGGCAGGGGUGGUACUGGGGGCCCAUCACGCGCUGGGAGGCGGAGGAGAAGCUCCUGGAGCUCCCGGACGGCUCCUUCCUGGUGCGCGACAGCUCGGACGAGCGCUACCUGCUCAGCCUGAGCUUCCGCUCGCAGGGGAAGACGCUCCACACCCGGAUCGAGCACUCCAACGGCUCCUUCAGCUUCUACGAGCAGCCCGACGUGGAGGGCCACACGUCCAUCGUGGAGCUCAUCGACAGCUCCGUCAGGGAUUCGGAGAACGGCGCCUUCUGCUACUCCAGGUCGCGCCUGCCGGGCUCCGUCACGUACCCGGUGAGACUGACCAAUCCCGUGUCGCGCUUCAUGCAGGUGCGCUCUCUGCAGUACUCGUGCCGCUUCGUCAUCCGCCAGUACACGCGCAUAGACCUGAUCCAGAAACUGCCUUUACCCAACAAAAUGAAAGACUACCUGCAGGAGAAGCACUACUGACACCCUCGGGGGUCUCCUGCGCUCUCUUCGGGAUGUUUGUUUUGGUUUUUGGGACCCGUCCCGCCGUUACCGUACACGUUUUACAUUUCCGUCGGAACAUGAGGGUGACGUCUGUCAGGGGUUCAACUGGGAUUCAACUGGGAGGUUCAAACUGAGAAUGUGAUU
This is a messenger RNA of Trichomycterus rosablanca, 1736 nucleotides long. RefSeq names its product suppressor of cytokine signaling 6b (gene socs6b). The transcript has a single exon. Bases 96 to 1571 code for a protein of 491 amino acids. Gene Ontology annotation, molecular function: 1-phosphatidylinositol-3-kinase regulator activity. Gene Ontology annotation, cellular component: phosphatidylinositol 3-kinase complex. The record is from RefSeq and is a predicted model, not a curated record. NCBI's taxonomy places the organism in Eukaryota, Metazoa, Chordata, Actinopteri, Siluriformes, Trichomycteridae. Gene Ontology annotation, biological process: regulation of growth; intracellular signal transduction; phosphatidylinositol phosphate biosynthetic process.